CAAUCCCAGUGCAACCUCUGUCUCCAAUCAGCUCUCUCGUCCGUGAAGCUGAACACAGUUACUGAACAGAGUCUACAGAAAGCACAUUUUGUGCCAUUAAAGGGAACUGAGCAGGUGUGAAGCAGCGCCUAUAAACCCAGACCAUGGGGAGUGUUUGGGAUGCAGUGCUGAUACUGGGUUGUAUGUGGCUCCCCUCCUGCUUGUGUCAGACUUUCUCUCCUCAAGCUGCCAAACUAAAGUUCCGUCUUGCUGGCUACCCGCGCAAACACAACGAGGGCCGGGUGGAGAUCUUUUAUAACAGCGAGUGGGGUACAAUCUGUGACGAUGACUUCACUCUGACUAAUGCCCAUGUGCUCUGUCGCCAUCUAGGAUUUGUGAAUGCUAUCAGUUGGUCACAUAGUGCCAAGUAUGGACCGGGCACAGGUAAGAUUUGGCUGGAUAACGUAAUAUGCAGAGGCUCAGAAACCAGCAUUGAGGAUUGUGUGUCUCGAGGGUGGGGCAACAGUGACUGCACUCAUGAUGAAGAUGCAGGGGUUGUCUGUAAAGAUGAAAGGCUACCUGGGUUUUUGGAGGACAAUAUCAUUGAGAUGCAGGUGGAUGAGAACAGGUUGAAAGAGAUCCGCUUGCAUCCUGUCAGUGAUCAAUUGCCCACUACUGAGGGUGUGGUGGAGGUGAAGGAUAAAGAUGGCUGGGUUCACAUCUGCAAUAAAGGCUGGACCAACGAAAACUCCCGUGUGGUGUGUGGAAUGAUGGGGUUUCCCUCAGGCAAGACCAUUUCAAAGAAGAAAUACAGUCACAAUCGUGUAUAUAGGAUUCACUCGGUGGCCUGCGGUGGAAACGAAGCUCAUUUGUCUGCAUGUACCAUGGAGUUCAGUAAGAACACCAGCAUCCCCUGUCCUGCGGGAGGCCCUGCUACAGUCAGUUGUGUGCCUGGGCCCCAGUUCAGUCAAGGCCACAAAAACAAGCACAAGAAAAAACGCACACCUAAGGUCCGUCUAAAGGGUGGUGCAAGGACAGGGGAAGGCCGUGUGGAGGUGCUGAAGGGCUCUGAGUGGGGUACAGUGUGUGAUGACCUCUGGAGCUUACCGUCUGCCAGUGUGGUAUGCAGAGAAUUGGGCUUCGGUACUGCUACAGAGGCGCUAACUGAUGCACGCAUGGGCCAAGGCACAGGACACAUCUACAUGAAUGAGGUACGGUGCCAAGGGAAUGAGAAGAGCUUGUGGGAUUGUCCUUAUAGCAACAUCACUUCAAAGAAGUGCAAACACAUGGAGGACGCCUCGGUCAAGUGCAACGUCCCUUACAUGGGCUUUGAAAAAAGGAUCCGUCUGACUGGAGGCCGUACACAGUUGGAAGGCCGGGUGGAAAUUCUGGCUGAUGUUUCAGGGGAGUGGGGCCUGAUCUGUGGGGAUGACUGGACUACUCGGGAGGCCAUGGUGGCAUGCAGGCAGCUGGGACUGGGACAUGCCAGCAGUGGCCUUAGAGAAACCUGGUACUGGGAAGGCAGUAACGUGACUGAGAUGGUGAUGAGUGGGGUGAAGUGUCGUGGAGAUGAGAUGACUAUAACCGAGUGCCAGCACCAUAGUGUUGUCAACUGUAAGAGGGCAGGAGCUGCAUUUGCUGCUGGAAUUAUCUGCACAGACUCUGCAUCAGACCUAGUGCUGAAUGCCCCUCUGGUGGAGUACAGCGUCUACAUAGAAGACCGGCCACUGCAUUUGCUCUACUGUGCAGCAGAGGAAAACUGCCUCUCGAAAUCUGCAGCCAACGACAAUUGGCCGUAUGGGCAGAGGCGUCUACUUCGAUUCUCCUCAGAGAUCCACAACGUGGGCCAGGCUGACUUCCGUCCCCGUUUGAGCCGUAAUUCCUGGGUGUGGCACGAAUGCCACAGGCAUUAUCACAGCAUGGAUAUCUUCACCAACUACGACCUGCUGGAUCUCAACGGCACAAAAGUGGCAGAUGGUCACAAAGCCAGCUUCUGUCUUGAGGACACAGACUGCAAUGAAGGUGUUUCAAAACAAUACCAGUGUGCCAAUUUUGGGGAGCAGGGCAUCACGGUUGGCUGCUGGGACACGUACAGGCACGAUAUAGACUGCCAGUGGAUUGAUAUCACUGAUGUUAAACCUGGAAACUACAUACUGCAGGUUAUACUGAACCCUAAUUUUGAGGUAGCAGAAAGUGAUUUCACUAAUAAUGCUAUGCGCUGCAACUGCAAAUAUGAUGGCUAUCGGAUCUGGCUGCAUAAAUGCCACUUAGGUGAUUCAUACAGCGAAGAAGCGGAGAAAGAGUUUGAACUAUAUCCUGGUCAGCUGAACAAUCAGAUCUUAUAACAUCAGCCACCAACAGAUGGAAAAGCUUUAAGCCACUAUGAGAAUAGCUUUAUAAUGUACUCAUCUAUUUAUUCUUACUGAACACCAUUCUCCCACAGUGUCCGCCAAGUCCUAAUCAGAUACAUCUCUGUAUCAACGUCUGGUUGCGAUGGACAACCUUUUAAACUGACAAAGUGACACAAGAACUUGCUCACAGCCAUGUUGAAAACCAGUCGAACAACAGGCCUUAAAUGAGCCCUUUGUCUGAAGAGUCGGAAAAGGAAAUAGCUAAAGGGAGCAGCCCAAUUUAGUACUUCCUCAGUAAUGAACCAGUCCAGGUCAAAUUCUUUUGAGUCUAUAUUCUAGAGAAGUAAGCCUUUAGCAAAUUUUUACAUUUUUAAGAAAAUGGUUAUAAUGUAUGCAUUGAUGAAACAUUGAAUAUAUUUUUCAGCAAAAUGUC
Clarias gariepinus (North African catfish) is the source of this 2763-nucleotide messenger RNA. It is a transcript of the gene loxl3a, whose product is annotated as lysyl oxidase-like 3a. Gene Ontology annotation, molecular function: protein-lysine 6-oxidase activity; copper ion binding. Gene Ontology annotation, cellular component: membrane. Gene Ontology annotation, biological process: peptidyl-lysine oxidation. Bases 144 to 2324 code for a protein of 726 amino acids. Lineage: Eukaryota; Metazoa; Chordata; Actinopteri; Siluriformes; Clariidae. The record is from RefSeq and is a predicted model, not a curated record. The transcript is spliced from 14 exons.